Molecule: messenger RNA, 2422 nt
Organism: Microcebus murinus (gray mouse lemur)
Lineage: Eukaryota; Metazoa; Chordata; Mammalia; Primates; Cheirogaleidae
Source: RefSeq, a predicted model, not a curated record
CUGGACGGCCCGCCUCAGGUUCCCGGACUCCGUGCGAUCAGAGACCUCGCGAGCUCGGCGCUCCGACGGGAAGUCGAGGGGAGGUGCCUAAUGUCGCGGGCUCCCGAGAGCCGGAAGUUGUGCUCUUGGUGAAUGGGGUUUUUUUCUUCUUUAUUUCCCCGUGGCUGCACUUCCAAUUUAGAAAGAUUCCGGCGACCUGCUCUUCACCCCUGCUUCGCCCUCAGACUUCCGGGAUGUCUGCGAUUCCUGCUGAGGAGAGCGACCAGCUGCUGAUACGACCCCUUGGAGCUGGACAAGAAGUAGGAAGAUCAUGUAUUAUUCUGGAGUUCAAAGGAAGAAAAAUAAUGCUGGACUGUGGGAUCCACCCUGGCCUAGAAGGAAUGGAUGCACUUCCUUAUAUUGAUUUAAUUGACCCAGCUGAGAUUGAUCUCCUAUUAAUUAGUCAUUUCCAUUUGGAUCACUGUGGAGCUUUGCCCUGGUUUCUGCAGAAGACCAGUUUCAAAGGAAGAACAUUUAUGACUCAUGCCACAAAAGCUAUUUAUAGAUGGCUUCUUUCAGAUUAUGUCAAAGUUAGUAACAUAUCAGCGGACGACAUGCUGUAUACUGAGACAGAUUUGGAGGAAAGCAUGGACAAGAUUGAAACUAUCAACUUUCAUGAAGUUAAGGAAGUUGCAGGAAUCAAGUUUUGGUGUUACCAUGCAGGCCAUGUCCUGGGAGCCGCCAUGUUUAUGAUUGAGAUUGCGGGUGUGAAGCUUUUGUACACAGGUGAUUUCUCAAGACAAGAAGAUAGGCACUUAAUGGCAGCAGAAAUUCCUAAUAUUUGAAAAACCUGGACAGUCUUUCAUUGUAAGUAUUAGUGUAUGUUAUUGGAAUGUCUUUACUGUAACGGGGGGACCCACAUCCAUGAGAAACGUGAAGAGCGAGAAGCGAGAUUCUGUAACACUGUCCACGAUAUUGUAAAUAGAGGGGGCAGAGGUCUUAUUCCUGUCUUUGCUCUUGGAAGGGCACAGGAGCUGCUCUUGAUUCUAGAUGAAUAUUGGCAGAAUCAUCCAGAACUACAUGACAUUCCAAUAUACUAUGCGUCAUCUUUGGCCAAGAAGUGUAUGGCAGUGUACCAGACAUACGUAAAUGCAAUGAAUGACAAAAUUCGCAAACAGAUCAACAUCAAUAAUCCUUUUGUUUUCAAACACAUUAGUAACCUAAAGAGUAUGGAUCAUUUUGAUGACAUUGGUCCCAGUGUUGUAAUGGCCUCUCCAGGCAUGAUGCAAAGUGGCUUAUCCAGAGAGUUAUUUGAAAGCUGGUGUACUGAUAAGAGGAAUGGCGUCAUUAUAGCAGGAUACUGUGUAGAAGGGACACUUGCCAAGCAUAUCAUGUCUGAACCUGAAGAAAUCACUACCAUGUCUGGACAGAAGUUACCACUGAAAAUGUCUGUUGAUUACAUUUCUUUCUCUGCUCACACAGAUUACCAGCAAACCAGUGAAUUUAUCCGUGCUUUGAAACCGCCUCAUGUGAUUUUAGUCCAUGGAGAACAGAAUGAAAUGGCCAGAUUAAAAGCAGCACUGAUUCGAGAAUAUGAAGAUAAUGAUGAAGUUCACAUAGAGGUUCAUAAUCCUCGGAAUACAGAAGCAGUCACCUUAAACUUCAGAGGAGAAAAACUAGCCAAGGUUAUGGGCUUUUUAGCAGACAAAAAACCAGAACAAGGCCAGCGGGUCUCAGGAAUACUUGUUAAAAGAAACUUUAAUUAUCACAUACUUUCUCCUUGUGACCUGUCCAAUUAUACUGACUUGGCCAUGAGCACUGUGAAACAGACCCAAGCCAUCCCAUAUACUGGUCCCUUUAAUUUGCUCUUUUACCAGCUACAGAAAUUGACAGGUGAUGUAGAAGAAUUAGAAAUUCAAGAAAAACCUGCUUUGAAAGUAUUCAAAAAUAUUACUGUAAUUCAAGAACCAGGCAUGGUGGUAUUAGAAUGGUUGGCAAACCCUUUCUAAUGAUUGUAUGCAGAUACAGUAACAACUGUGAUAUUGGAAGUUCAGUCAAAUCCAAAAUAAGGAAAGGGUGCAGUACAAAAGGUUUCUAAAAAAUUAGAAAUGCACGUUUAUAGCAAGAGAUUGGAGAUCAUGCUCCAGGACAUAUUUGGAGAAGACUGUGUAAGUGUAAAAGACGGCUCUGUUCUUAGUGUCACAGUGGAUGGAAAAACUGCUAACCUUAACUUGGAGACACGGACUGUAGAAUGUGAAGAAGGAAGUGAAGAUGAUGAAUCUCUCCGAGAAAUGGUGGAACUGGCUGCACAGAGACUGUAUGAGGCCCUUACACCAGUUCAUUGAUAACUUUUUAUCUAUAUAUGUUAAAACUUUUUUAAAAUACUUGACUCUACUUCUGCUAUUUCAAAUAAAAUGUUAGUUUCUCUGGGGUUGCCUAUUUA